This is a messenger RNA of Suillus paluster, 228 nucleotides long. RefSeq lists its product as uncharacterized. The record is from RefSeq and is a predicted model, not a curated record. The transcript is spliced from 2 exons. Bases 1 to 228 code for a protein of 75 amino acids. Lineage: Eukaryota; Fungi; Basidiomycota; Agaricomycetes; Boletales; Suillaceae.
AUGUCUACCGCGGUUCCCCAACACGCAUUUCUCACUUCCGAGCCUUGGAUUGUUGAAUCCAAGCCAAUGAGAAAGACAUGCAUCUCGUGCACUAAAUAUAUCGAACGUCAGGUCGUUCGUGCAUGGAAGCGCGUCACUAGGGCCACCCGCAGGCAUCAACGCGCAUCGUUUCUUCCCAAGGAUUUCAUCCUUGUCACCUCUCGCCGUCGCAGUAUGAUGUUGGUUUGA